AUGAUUGACAACGAACUACGACAGCUGAAAGAAUCUUUGACUAGAAACGCUUAUCCCGAUGCGUUUAUCGAAAAGCACAGCAAGCCUAAAUUGAUCAGACAAACGAAUUGUUCAGCAGAAAAACUACUAGUCACCCUUUGUCUUCCAUUCAAACGUGAUGACAUCAAUUGCUUGCUCAAACGACCACUUGGAUCAGCGCUUGCCCAAAACAAAUAUUAUGCACCUGACCUCAGAAUUAUUCAUCGAACGAUUGAGAUCCCCACACCCUCGGUGAAACAACGUCCAUCUCUGUACACCAAAUCGAAUCUGAUUUACCAAUUUCAGUGUAGUUGCGGAGCAACCUACGUGGGUCGAACAGAGCGCCAGUUACGUAACCGAGUGAUUGAAUAUAUUCCAAAUUGGGUACAACGUUUUGUGAUGCAAUCAGGGUCAGAUCAAAGGCAUAAUGACAACGUUCGAAACCAUAAGAUCCCGUCGUCGGCUGUCGGCCGUCGGCCGUCGGCCGUCGCUCGUCAUCUUCUGAUGACGCAACAUCCAGCUGACCGAAGCACUGCGUUUCGGGUCAUUUACGUGGCAAAGAAUACCAGGCUUUUGAGACAAAUUGACGGUGUCGCAAUCGGAACUCCAUUGAGCCCCAUUCUGGCACAUCUGUUUUUGGCUCAUCUUGAGGAAAAGGCGAGCAAAAUCCUCGAACGUUCACAACUUUACAAACGAUACGUUGAUCAUGUUCUAGUCAUCACAAUAAGUCUAGAAGAGACAACAUGGAUUAUGGAUAAACUCGAUCGCCUGCAUCCGAAUAUACGAUUUACGAUGGAAACAGAAAUCGAAGAUGCACUGCACUUCCUCGACAUUAAAAUGACUAGGAAUAAUGAUGGAACAAUGGCCAGAUCUGUUUACCGAAAAGAAACUUGGACAGGCCAAUGCUUGCAAUUUGACAGCUUUGUGUCUGUGGAAUAUGAACGUGGUCUGGUCCGAACACUAUUUCAAACAGCACGACAUAUCUGCACAGAAGACAUGAUUGACAACGAACUACGACAGCUGAAAGAAUCUUUGACUAGAAACGCUUAUCCCGAUGCGUUUAUCGAAAAGCACAGCAAGCCUAAAUUGAUCAGACAAACGAAUUGUUCAGCAGAAAAACUACUAGUCACCCUUUGUCUUCCAUUCAUACGUGAUGACAUCAAUUGCUUGCUCAAACGACCACUUGGAUCAGCGCUUGCCCAAAACAAAUAUUAUGCACCUGACCUCAGAAUUAUUCAUCGAACGAUUGAGAUCCCCACACCCUCGGUGAAACAACGUCCACCUCUGUACACCAAAUCGAAUCUGAUUUAUCAAUUUCAGUGUAGUUGCGGAGCAACCUACGUGGGUCGAACAGAGCGCCAGUUACGUAACCGAGUGAUUGAAUAUAUUCCAAAUUGGGUACAACGUUUUGUGAUGCAAUCAGGGUCAGAUCAAAGGCAUAAUGACAACGUUCGAAACCAUAAGAUCCCGUCGUCGGCUGUCGGCCGUCGGCCGUCGGCCGUCGCUCGUCAUCUUCUGAUGACGCAACAUCCAGCUGACCGAACCACUGCGUUUCGGGUCAUUUACGUGGCAAAGAAUACCAGGCUUUUGAGACAAAUUGACGGUGUCGCAAUCGGAACUCCAUUGAGCCCCAUUCUGGCACAUAUGUUUUUGGCUCAUCUUGAGGAAAAGGCGAGCAAAAUCCUCGAACGUUCACAACUUUACAAACGAUACGUUGAUCAUGUUCUAGUCAUCACAAUAAGUCUAGAAGAGACAACAUGGAUUAUGGAUAAACUCGAUCGCCUGCAUCCGAAUAUACGAUUUACGAUGGAAACAGAAAUCGAAGAUACACUGCACUUCCUCGACAUUAAAAUGACUAGGAAUAAUGAUGGAACAAUGGCCAGAUCUGUUUACCGAAAAGAAACUUGGACAGGCCAAUGCUUGCAAUUUGACAGCUUUGUGUCUGUGGAAUAUGAACGUGGUCUGGUCCGAACACUAUUUCAAACAGCACGACAUAUCUGCACAUAA
Molecule: messenger RNA, 2025 nt
Organism: Fasciola hepatica (liver fluke)
Lineage: Eukaryota; Metazoa; Platyhelminthes; Trematoda; Plagiorchiida; Fasciolidae
Source: the annotation of a GenBank genome assembly